Molecule: messenger RNA, 1397 nt
Organism: Sander lucioperca (pikeperch)
Lineage: Eukaryota; Metazoa; Chordata; Actinopteri; Perciformes; Percidae
Exons: 10
Coding region: 510-1397 (295 amino acids)
Source: RefSeq, a predicted model, not a curated record
CCAUAUCGACUGAAACAUUACUGAUCUGAUUCUGGCAUCAGAACCUGUUUUUAUUCAUUUAAAUUUAGAAAUACCAGUCACACAUUCAAACUCAAAUAAAUAGCACUGGAUGACUACAUUUACAUAUUAAAAGGUCUAAUUUAGAUAGAUUCAAAAAUAAAUCCAGAUUCAGUCUAACAAGAUUUGAAAUUGUAUCUUUUUUUCUUUUUUUUUUUUAAACUAAAGCCUUGACAUAAAGUGAACUUCUUUUCUGCAGACCACAUUGAUGGAGACUACAGUCAGCACUGUGACAGUAUUAUAUAGUAUAUUGUAAUUGUGUUUCAUAAUAUUCGUGGGUAUUUAAACCAGUCAGCCAGUGGCCAAAAUGCUAGUACGUUUACACAUUGCUAUUUCAUCUCCAAGGUUACUGACAACACAGCAAGUGGGACUCAUUGAGCCUAUACUGUAUAUUCACCUUCAGGAGGAAAGAACACAGUAACUUUACUCCAGUCAGAAGGACAAACAAAAAGAUGAGGUCCGGCUCUUCCUAUGCUGCCGCUACAUUAGAGCAUGAUCUCAAUGUGCCACUAUCGGUCCUGGAUGACCACAGGACACCAGAGGGCUGUCCACAGUCUGUCAGUGACCCACCCACCUAUUGUAUCAGAGCAGCAGGAGUUCUGAGGUACAAUCGGGAGUCUGACAACCACAGGAUAAACUUAAUAACCAUUCUUCCAGAGUCCCAGCUUCUGACAGAAUACCCAGUGAGAUGUGAAUACUGUGGACAAAAGGCCCAACCUUCACUGGAUCUUACAUGGGCACAGGGGCCAGAGACCGCGCCACUGUUCUGCUGUGUCCAGCGGCAGCAGCUGUGUAAGAUGCUGGGGAAGUGGAGGCGUUUGGUUGAGAGGAGAUGUGACCUGAGGGCUAGUACUCCAACAUCAUCAUCAUCAUCAUCAUCAGGAGAACAGUCAGCCACAGAGAUGAAGGAGCUUCUCUUCCAAGGCAAAAAGAUGGAGGAUUACAACAAGUUUAUCCUGGACUUACCGAUUGGACUUGGAGAACACUCAGAAUUGAGGAUCUACGAGGAUUACUCAAUCCAAUUACCUGUAGCAGAAACCUUUGCCCCAACAUCAAAGGUCCUCAGCUUCCGGCUCUCUUGUGCUCCAGGACAAGGAUGCUGGACAGUGUAUCCUUGUAGCGCAACUGAGAAGCACUUGAAAAUAAAAGAGCAAGAGGAGCAGGUGUUAGUCCCUUUUUGUGACCACAAGCCACUUCAGUUUGGCAUAUGUCAUUAUCAGGAUGGAGCAGAAUUUCUCAAGAAGUAUUACUCCAAUGGCCUGACAUUUCUUAUUGUGUUCCCUGAUGGCUCUGCUCAGGUCUUGAAAACAAUUGUUCAAACUUUAAAGAUGAGAAAGUGA